Closterium sp. NIES-65 is the source of this 6027-nucleotide messenger RNA. The record is from the annotation of a GenBank genome assembly. NCBI's taxonomy places the organism in Eukaryota, Viridiplantae, Streptophyta, Zygnematophyceae, Desmidiales, Closteriaceae.
AUGUCAGCGUAUAACCGCGGAAAUGAGAAGGCGGACGGGGACGGCUUGCCACGUGUACGCAUGCUGAGCUGUCUGCACGCGCUUUUCACGCAGCUGCACGACUCGGGAAGCGAGGAGGCAGCAGCGGACGGAGGUAGGUUCUGGCGAGGAGACAUCAGACGGGGGAGUUCCCUCCCUCACCCCGUAGGUUCCCUCCCUCACCCCGUAGGUUCCCUCCCUCACCCCGUAGGUUCCCUCCCUCACCCCGUAGGUUCCCUCCCUCACCCCGUAGGUUCCCUCCCUCACCCCGUAGGUUCCCUCCCUCACCCCGUAGGUUCCCUCCCUCACCCCGUAGGCGCUGUGAGCCGUCCGAUCCUCAACCCGGCCGAUCUGGACGGUCUAGAGAAGGCGGUGCGCAUCCUGCACCUGCGGUACUGGUCAAGCCUGCGCCCGCUCACCCGCGGCAAGCUACCUAUCGACCGAUGCGCUGUGAGCCGUCCGAUCCUCGACCCGGCCGAUCUGGACGGUCUAGAGAAGGCGGUGCGAAUCCUGCACCUGCGGUACCGGUCGUGCCUGCGCCCACUGACUCGCGGCAAGCUGCCGUCUCGCACGGAACUGAAGGAGAUGCGGCUGAGCGCCCAGGCCAUGGGGGUUAGGGCCGCCAUGAUGAUGAUUGAUAAGGUCCCCAAGGGCGACCCUCGCAGGGUGCCUCUCUUUGCCUUCCGAACGUUUGCCCUCCGAGCCGAACUCGACUCCCAAGCCCUGCGAUCCACACCCGAACCUGCUGCCGCUGCCACUGCCGAACCUGCCGCUGCCACCGCCGAACCCGCUAACAAGUCCGCCCCUGCCACUGCCAACGGGUGCCACCCUCCAUCCUCCUCCCCCUCCCCCUCCCCCUCCCGUUGGGAUGUUGACUCGUACCGUAUUGCCGCUGCGCCAUUGGAGGAUCUGCUGGAAGAUCUGACGGACGAGGUGCAAGCAGUGUGGGAGGCGUCCCAACGAACGGUGUACGAUGUGGCGGUCUCACUCGCCCCUGUCUUAGCCCAGUAUGCCUUGCUGGGACGAGCCGUGCAGCUGGUUAUUCAGGAGAAUAAUCAGGUGGUUACAGCGGAGGGUGGCAGUGGUGGUGCGGGUGGUUCUGGUGCUGGUGUUGCGGUCCCAGCAGUGGGAGACGAGCUAAUCCUGUGGGACGACGGGCUAGACGACGUGCGAGACCUCUUCCUCCCCGACCGCCGCGAGGCCAACCUCAACUCCUCCCCAUCGCCCUCCUCCUCCCCUUCCUCCUCCUCCGCUUCCUCUGCCGCUGCCUGCUCCUUCUCCUCCUCGUUCCCGCUCGGCGCGACCGUUCGAAUCGACUCGAUGAGCGAUUUCUCCUGGUUUGUCGCGUGGAACGGCACCUCCCCUGUGGACAGCAUCCCCAGCGAGGUGUCGGUGAAGCGCCUGCUGCACUCCAUAGGCGCACCUUCCUCGCAGCACGCGAUGCUGAGAUCCUCGGAUAAGUCGCUGCUCAUGGCGGUGACUCUCCCAGAGGUGCGGUUUGAGGCGGAGAGAAGGGUGGGCGAGCAGCUGGCGUGGGCUGUGGAGGGGGGGGCUAGGCUGGAGAUGAAACAAGGGAGGGGGCAGUUUGUGGGGAGUGGGGGGAGUGUGGGGGGAAGCGGAGGGGCAGGGGGGUUGGCUGGGGGAGGCGGAGGGGGGGGGAGGGGGAGACGGGGGGGGGAGGGGGAGUGGUACUUGGAAGAGCUGGAACCAGCCAAGGCGAUUCCGUACGAGGAGGUGGAGCGGGCCACGCAGGGGUGGGCGGAGGAGGCCAAGCUGGGCGAGGGCGGGUCGGCUGUGGUUUACCGGGGGUGUGGGGCGGACGGGCAGCUGUGGGCCGUGAAAAGAGGGAAGAAGGGCGGGAUUUCUCGCCGGAAGGACUAUGAGAAAGAGGUGAGACAGAUGUGGUUUCAGCCGACUCGGAACGAUACGUUCUCCCCCCCCUCCGCUGCCCCUCCAUUCCCUGUUCCACUUCCCUCACUCUCUGUGCUAUCUCCCCCCCGUCCUCUCCUCCCCUCCUCCCCCCAUCUCUCCCCCAUUCCCCCAAAUAUCCACGCAGUGUCGCAGCUGAGGCAUGCCAAUCUGGUGCGGCUGCUGGGGUUCUGCGAGGAGAGGGAGGGAGGAGCUGCUCUGCUGCCACCCGCACGCCUCCACUCCACCUCCCCUCCUCCCCUGUGUCCCCUUGCUUUUGCGCUCUGCCCUUUCAACCUCCCACUCUUCCCCCCACAAAAGAUCCAUGCAGUCUCCCAGUUGCGCCACGCCUCCCCGGUGCGGCUGCUGCUGGGGUUCUGGGAGGAGUCUAGUUUUGCGGCCAUGCAAAGACUGGAGGGAGGAGCCUCUUCAAGACUCCUAACCAUGCAAACCAGCCACCUUCACCCCCACGCCUCCACCCCUCAUGACCUCCCACUGUCCUCCCACUGUCCUCCCCCUCCCCUCCCCGUCACCCCCUCCCCGUCACCCCCUCCCCGUCACCCCCUCCCCGUCACCCCCUCCCCGUCACCCUCUCCCCGUCACCCUCUCCCCGUCACCCUCUCCCCGUCACCCUCUCCCCGUCACCCUCUCCCCGUCACCCCCUCCCCGUCACCCUCUCCCCGUCACCCUCUCCCCGUCACCCUCUCCCCGUCACCCUCUCCCCGUCACCCUCUCCCCGUCACCCUCUCCCCGUCACCCUCUCCCCGUCACCCUCUCCCCGUCACCCUCUCCCCGUCACCCUCUCCCCGUCACCCUCUCCCCGUCACCCUCUCCCCGUCACCCCCUCCCCUCCCCUCCUCUUUCCCACCUCAGAUCCACGCGGUCUCCCAGCUACGCCACCCCAACCUGGUGCGGCUGCUGGGGUACUGCGAGGAAAGAGAGGAGCUUCUGCUCGUAUACGAGUUUGUGCCCAACGGCAACCUGCGCCAGCACAUCAACCCCAUCAGGGGGGAGGCGGCCAUAGAAGGGAAGCCGGGAGGCAUGUUGUCGUUUGACAAGCGCCUGGAGGUGGCCCUGGGAGUGGCGGAGGCGCUGCAGUACAUGCAUGGAUGCCACCCGGCGAUCAUUCACCGCGACGUGAAGACGCUCAACGUGUUCCUUGACAACGACUUACAUCCCAAGCUAGGCGACUUUGGCAACGUGAAGGAGAUCAAUGACGAGUCUACGUCUCCACGCACACCCGAGUGGUCGGCACUCCAGGCUAUCUGGAUAAUUGUUGGGUCGUCAAAAGACACGCUUGUUUUCCUCUCCCCCUCCCUCCCUUCUCCCCUUCCCCAGCCGAAGCUGGGCAACUUUGACAACGUGAAGGAGAUCAGCAACGAGUCCACGUUUCCCUCGUCUUCCCCGCUAUAUGGGAUUUCCCUUGUCUUCCCCGCUCACACCACUGCUUCCUUCACUCCCUUGCCCCCUGUACCUGCUUCCCUCGCCUCUCAACUCUCCCAGCCGAAGCUGGGCGACUUUGGCAACGUGAAAGAGAUCAACGACGAGUCCACGUCUCCCACGCACACCCGAGUGGUCGGCACACCGGGCUACCUCGAUCCACAAUAUUGCCAGACCAGCAUUGUGUCUGAUCGUUCUGACGUCUACAGCUUUGGAGUGGUGCUUCUGGAGCUCAUAACAGGCAAGGCGCCUGUUCUCAAGGAGUCAGACGACGCCGGGGAGAGAAUGGCGCUCGCCAAAUGGGCCACCCCCGCCAUCUGCAGUGGCCACACGGACUCAGUGGCAGACCCCGUGCUGCUGGAGUCGAGCACCCCACAGGCGCUGCAGGCGGUGGGCAGCCUGGCCGCCAUGUGUGUGCAGCGCCUGCCCAAGGACCGCCCAGCCAUGGGGGAGGUGGUGCGGCGACUAAAAUCCAUCAGACAGCAGGCCCUAGCAGCAGCAGCCACAGCUUCGGGCAGCCUCCGAGGCUUCCCCACGUUCGGCCGAGCCGGUGGAUCUAUAACCUCUCCCGACGCUGCUGCUGCUGCUGCUGCUGCGGAUGGUGGUGGUGGUGCUUCAACCCCCAGACCCUCCUCUGCUGCUGCUGCUUUCCCCAUGCUCUCGCCGCGAAUCCCGGGCGGGAUAAACGUUUUCCAGAAAGAUUUCUGGCGCCCGAAGUUCCCGCCGGUCCGCUCGAAAUCGGACAUGAAUCUCGCGAACCUGCCGUCAGAAUCAGGCUCGGAAGGAAGCCAACAGGAAGGUUCCCGGGGGAGGGAGGGAGGGGGUGCAGAAGCAGAGGUGCCCUUGUCUGCUGUACCAGCAUCAAUGAGUGGGUUGGUGAGGGGGAGGAAAGGAGUUGAGAGGGUGGAGAGUACGGAAGAAGGUGAGGAGGGGGAACUGGAAGGAGGGUUUGGGAGGAGGUGGAUGGGAGGAGAUGAGUCAGAUAGGGAGAGUGAGGGUAGUGGUGGUGGUAGGUUCGGUAGCGGUGGUAGUGGUGGUGGUGGUGGUGGGGGGGGUAGUGGUGGUGGUUCUUCUGCUGCAAAUGUCUCCUCUCAGUUGCUUUCCCCCAAGCCUGCUGCUCGUGCACUCAGAGGGUUCCUUCCGCACUCUAGGACCGUUUCCGGAGGGGAAGUUCCGACAACGCCCACAACGCCGACCACACCGGGAGGAAGACCCAGGAGCAGAGGGGAGGGGGGCAGCGGAGGAAAGAGGGGGCUGUUUAGACGGAACCCCCACGACCAGGGUCACUGGGAGGAUGACGAGUUGGAGGAUGGGGAGGAGGAGCAGGGGGAGCAUCGGCAAGGGUACGCCCGCGCACAUGGGGAGAGCAGCCGUGAUAGACCCGGGGAUGGGCAUGGGCGCGGGGGAGGGCAUGGGAGGGAGCGUGGGGUUGGGCAUGGGAGGGAGCGGGGGAGGGAGCGGGGGCAUGCAAGGGAGCCGUCACAGGAAGAAGCUCAAGCUCCCACGAAGCAGCCAGGAAAAAUCCCCAAGUCGAGAUCGCUGGACCUCGCGUCGCUCAUGCUCGGCCUCCCGAUUCCGCACUCCAAGACAAAGGAGGAGGUGGGCGGAGAGGGAAGAGGAGGGGGGAAGUCCCCGCGGGGGGGAGGGGCCAAGUCGCCUCGAGGGGGGGGAGGGUCCAAGUCCCCCCGAGGAGGAGGGGCGAAGUCUCCAAGAGGAGGAGGCGGUGCGAAGUCGCCUCUCAUGGCGCCGUCGUCGCCUCUGCCUGAAACUGCCAAGAAGUUUCUGUCUGCUACGCUGGGGAAGAAGAAUAAGAUGAAGGAGAUUCAAGCGCUGGUAGCAUUGCAGCACGCCAACCUGGCAGAAAUUCUCGGCUAUGCCCUGGAGAAGGAUGAUGUGCAGAUCGCAUACGACCUCCCCCCCAACUCCGCUUCCCUGGAGAACUACCUCUUUCCAGAGGGAGUGGAUGGUGACUUCCUGCCGCUGCGAGUGCGAGUGAAGGUGGCGAUAGGGGUGGCCAAGGGGCUGGCCUACCUGCACUCCAAGUCGGUGGUUCACGGCAACCUCAUGUGCUGCAAUGUGAUGCUGGAUUCAAGCUACACAGCGCUGCUGACGGGCUAUGGGCUGGCGGCAAUACUGGCCAAAGGAUCAUCAAAGAAGAUACUUAAGGGAGCGGAGGGCAUGGGGAAGGACGCGUUUGACUUUGGCGUGGUGCUCUUUUCUCUCCUCACAGGCCGGCAGGGAGCACACAGCACAGCGCAGCAGCACGGCGCCGAGGCCCUCUUUGACUGGGCCGAGCCCUACACUGACGACCUUGCUCGCAGCGCCGAGUGUGGCAGUGCCACGAGGCGCAUGGUGGUGCGCAUGCUUGAUGUGCUGGCUAAGGAAUGCAUGCAGGAUGAUCCCAGGCGCAGUAAGGGGUGGUACCGACAGACAGCGGUGGUCAGCUGCGGUGGAGAGUGGUGCAGUGCGGUGAAGCGCAUGGUGAAGGGCAUGGUGAAGAGCAUGGUGAAGAGCAUGGUGGUGCGUAUGCUUGAUGUGUUGGCUAAGGAAUGCAUGCAGGAUGAUCCCAGGUGUCGGCCCAGUAUGGAGGAUCUGGUGGUGAGGCUGUUCCGGCUGCAAGAUUCCCUGCGGGUGGGAAGGAAGCACCGGUGGGACUUCUGA